Astyanax mexicanus (Mexican tetra) is the source of this 5025-nucleotide messenger RNA. RefSeq lists its product as uncharacterized. Gene Ontology annotation, biological process: proteolysis. Lineage: Eukaryota; Metazoa; Chordata; Actinopteri; Characiformes; Acestrorhamphidae. The record is from RefSeq and is a predicted model, not a curated record. Gene Ontology annotation, molecular function: cysteine-type peptidase activity. The transcript has 25 exons. The coding region runs from base 1903 to 4689 and encodes 928 amino acids.
AGGCAGUAGGAGCAAAAACUGUCCCUGUCCUGUUGCUACUGUUCCGCGACACUCACCUACUGUUCCGCGACACCCACCUACUGUCUAGCGACACUCCCCUACUGUCUCGCGACACCCACCUACUGUCUCGCGACACACACCUACUGUCUCGCGACACACACCUACUGUCUCGCGACAACCACCUACUGGCCUGCAGAGCUUUUUCAGUGGCCUGUGGAACUAACCUACUGGCAUGCAGAGCUCUUUAGUUGGCCUGCGGAGCUUUUUAAGUGUAUCACGGUAACAAAUGUCAGGAGUUCAGGGGUACGAGUUUACCUCGGUGGACGAAAUACCGAUUGGAGAUGAGUGCAGGUAUUGCCGCACAACUACGAGUGGUUCACUGAAACAUUUGAAACAGCGGCAUAUUAGAUAUGCUAUUUAUUUCAAAGAAGAUGGAAAAGAGAAAUUUACAAUACCGUGUCUGUGUAAGGAAGGGAAAGAUGGAAAUCGAAGUCACUGGCACUGUCCAAAAUGUGGAAAACUGAUUGCCAGACAACCUAACUUUAAAGUCCACCUGGAAAAGCAUGGGUGUGUUGUUGGUGAAAAAGGUGCUAAUCAAGUUGAAGUAAUUCCAGAAGCUUCAGAAUCCAAAGAUACUGCUGGAAAAUUUAUUUGCCAGUACUGUAAAGGUACAUUUGCAAGUAGUGCAAAUCUGAGAAGGCAUGAACGUCAGCGGCAUAAUGUAAACCCAGAGCCUAUUUUUUGUGUGGAUGUAGAGAAAGGCAUUUUUCUCACUGCAAAAAACACAAGAGGACAGAGAGUUCCGAUACACUUAUGCAAAUCCACAACAUCGGAAGUAAUAGGCUGUGAAGUGGAUGACUGCAGAGAUUUCAUGGCAUUGGCAAAUAUCAGUGGAAAGCCAGGUGUUGAAUGUGAACACUUGAGCAGAGUUGCAUUUGCCUCUCCUUACAAAGAACCUGCUACAUUACAAAUCCAUUCAGUUAAGUCUAUGGUGGACAAAGGCCUUAUUUCUUUGGAAAGAGAAAAAGAAUGCAUGGACAUACACGCACAAGCCACAAAAGAAGGAGCAUGCACAGUGUUCCCUGUCUUCUACGAGGAAUAUGGUUAUUCAGGCCGGCAUGUUUAUUUUUCUGUUUUUACUGGACAAAAGAAUGCCUGGAGUCUUUUUGGCAGAACAAGAGUUACAUUUGACAAAAUAAUGGGAAAAUGGUCAUGUCAGUGUAGCUGCUCUAAAAAGGAUCACCGCUGCACACAUAUAUAUUUGGCUAUGUGGUGGCUUUUCCAGUCAAAAAAGGAGCUUCUAAUUGAGGAAAGAAGCACUAGUGAUAGUGAGAGUGACAGUGUGAUCACUGAAAGUUUGGAUAGGCUGGGCUCAGACUUCACCAAAGAACAGAUUGUGGCAAUGACAAAUUAUCUCUGGGAACAUAAAAGAAUUCCCGAAGUUUUGCCACCAGAGCUGAAGCAAGAAUUCAAACAGAUACCAGAGAAGUUUGAGCCAGUGGAGAAAGUUUGCCCAUACUGCCCAGGUCCAACACCUCCUGACUUGUCAAGUUCCACUGUCAUAACCACAAAUGCUACUGUGUAUGGAUUGUACAGUGUCAAAAGAGGAGUUACGGUAGCUGUGAAACAUUGUCCAGUCUGUCAAGGUCAGGUCAGGUUCCAGGAAUAUAGUUUGGGUUACCACAAUUUCAACAACAGAGUCCUGCUAAGCAUACCGCUAUGUUCAAUGCGUACUACAGCAAUAAAGGCAAGUUAAACAUUUAAAGUUAUUGUAUAUUACUGUGUAAGUUGUGAUUUCCGUAAAUUGUUGUUCAAAAGAAUAUGUUACGUUUUAAAUAUCAAGCAUAAUCAUUGCCAUCUUUCUUAAAUUAGAACAAUACAGCAAUAGGACGGUUCUUAUCAAUGAUGGAGGACCACAUGGAAACAAACAUCCACCACAACACCAUUAGAAAAGCAUUCUUUCACUUCUCAGCAAUGACUAAUUACAGUUACAACUUUUCCUGUAACCGAUGUGGCCACAAUCCUCCCGUGCUGAUCGCAGAUGCAAACUGGAAAGUGGCCUUUGAUUUACCUGUAAAUCUCCUGAAAAGACCAUCUGCAGAAAACAUUCAAGCAAGCGAUCUUUCAGUGAACAUUACAGACCAAUGGGAACAACUCGAAAAACAGCUCAUUGCUGCCGGGUUCUGUGAUGGCACAAGAUCAAAAAACCCAUUCUGCAAAGAACUAGGCUAUUCAGCAUUUGCUGCAUGGGUCGGGGAAGCUUGCAGAGCUGGUCCUGUCCUGCCAAAGACAGAGGUACUAAAAGGACUGUCUAAGCAUUUUAACAAUCCAGGAAAGAUUACACCAUCUUUGCCGCUAGAGGAUGUCCUUUUCAGAGUGCUGGAUUCAAAAAAGCCACAAAAGGCUGAACUGGUUGCAGCCUGUACUGAAUUGGGAGUGUCAGCAGAGGGAUCACAAUCUGACAUCCUAAACAGACUGGAGGAGUUGCUCCUUUAUAAGGAUAUUUAUCCCAAAAUGUUUACGAAGCUCCAAAAGACAGGCGGUGGAGUCUUGCAUGCCGGCUGUAUGCAUUCAGUCGUGUACUACUGCUCUCCAUUGUGGUGGCAGGAGUCAGCACGAGAUCAUGCAGAUGCUUUGCUGAGCCUGAAAAUACCCCCAACUAUUUACAUUUCCGAUGUUGCUGGGCGUGUGGCACGGCACACAAACAACAGAACAAAGCAACAGUUCUUUCAGCCCUCUGAUGGCAGACUGUGUGAUGCCACUUUGGAAAAUAUUAGGAUGGCUGAGCAGAAGCAGCUCCAUCUGUCUUUUCCAUGGAUUAGGCAAAUACAGAAACUUGGUGGACCAGUUCAAAGUGCACCAGAGAAUGUUGGAUUUAAGUAUCCACAUCCUGUUACAGGAACUUCCCAUAGAUUUUCACUGUAUGACAGGUUCCACCAAGGAAACCAGAAGAGACCAGAGGAAAAACUGAGAAGUUUAGAUUUUCUCCCUGAGAUGACAGGCAUCCUCAAUUCUUCUGUGGCAGAGCAGCUAAACAGAGAACUUGCCAAUUCAAGAUAUUUCCUCUGCCAGCUGAAAGACAUGCACUACAUGUUUAUGCUGCGCCUGGUGUUUCAUCUGCAUAAUCAGAGGGUGAACAACAGUUUUUUCGAGAAAAUGUGCCGGUUAGCUAAGGGAAAAGCAUCGAUCGGAAUAAAUGGCAGAAUAUGUCUGUUUGGUGACGAAAAGCCUGAAGAAAUACAAGCAGAAGUGUCUGAUGAUGCUGGGAGUGAUUCUGACCACCCAUUCCCUGACAAGGUAGCAAAAGCAAAAGAUGGCAAUGAGCACAGUGCAAAAACACAGGCAGGCCAGCAGUUCUCUGUGACUCUCUUCCCAAUUGUGGCUGAAAAUGAGGAGAAGCUUCUUAGGUUACACAAGGGAGUGAAAAACACAAAACAGACACUGUUAGAAUUUGAGCUUUGUCACGCAAAAUUACCGGAUCUUCAGACUCUUCUACCUCUUGAAUAUUUGGAACACCAAAAAAAGGAAGAUCUGCCAGCUUUACCAUGGCUAACUGAUGAUAUUGUGAACUGCAGGAUUUCUCAGUUAGUAGAUGGACAGAAGUUCAAGGUCCUCCCUACAUUUGAGUUUGUUUGCUGGUGGCGUGACAUUAAAACCACAGGAUCAAUUACCUCUCGCAACAAGAAGAUUCUUCAGGACCUGCACCCAGACACAGUCAUUUUGUUUCCCAGGAUUGUUGGUGGUAAAACACCUGAAAGUGGAAACCAUUUCAUUCUUUGGGUGAUUGAUGGAGUCCUGAAACAAAUCAGAGUUUAUGACUCUCUCCAACUGUAUCCUUCACCCAAUGACUGGGAGAUGGACAUACUAAGACAGGCCUUUCAGGAGACAUGGGACCUAGCAGCAUGGGAUGUUCAAUACCCACAGCAGUGGCAUCAAAAGGACUCACAAAAUUGUGGUGUUUUUGUGUGCACAAUGGCUGAAAUGGAAGUCCGUGGGAUAAAACUUGGCCAAGACACUUUAAGUGGACCUCAACUACAAUUUCUCCGGCGUUAUCAUGCAACUUCCAUAAUUUGUGAUGUUAUGGUGGAGGAAGUUCUGAAAAGUCGUCAAGAGUGUAUGGCAGCUGAUAUAAAUGUCUGUGUCUUCCAAAAGCUGGGGACAAGAGGGUCAUUGUAUCCUGAGGUUAAAAACCUUCAUUGGGUACAAUGUGAAUCCUGCAAAGGAUGGCUGCACACAGACUGUGCUGGUGUUAGUGACAAGGCCACCAGAGGCCAUUUCACAUGUGGUUGCCGAAGAAAAUUGCCAUUGAAUGUUGACAGAACUUUGCACAUUCUGCAUCAAGAGGGAAUUGACGGUCUCAUUGAUAACAACGAAAUAAAGAAAAUCUACGAAGCCCUCCAUGCUGAUGAACAGAAGUCAAGUCGAAUGUAUCUCUGGAAGCAUCCUGCUACAUCGCUGAGAUUGAAGCAGCGGUUAAAGCCGAAGUUCUGCCAUUUCAGUGAUGAGAAUACAAUCAAAAUGACGGCAAAAAUCAAAGCUGCUCUGAACUUGGGAAGUGAGAUUCAGGACCUGAAUUUAAUGUUUGAUGUUAUGAUGCCAGAGAUCAUUAUAAACAUCCUUCAAAAAAAUGACCAGGUCUCAAGGUAUAUGGCUGAGAUGUUUCUUGCCUCAGGACCAAUACUGGACUGAUUAUUGAGCAUGCUAAAAAGAAGACCACAGUAGCUGUUGUAUCAGUGCCGUUAGCAGUACAGUAGUUGCUCAGGUGACCAGCCAACGUUGUUAUAGACAAAAAAAGUUUGAUUUGUGUUUACCUUUAUAUACAUUUUCCAGAAAAUAUUUGCUACAGUCUAAUUUAUUUGUAAUUGCCUUCCUGUUUAUUCUUAUGCUUGAUUAAAGAAUGUUGCAUUAAAUAAUUUCCCAAUCCCAAUUGUGGACCAAACUAUAUGAACCUAGCACACUUUACUCAAUUCAUUAACUAAUUAACAAACUUCUGAAGCACUGGGUCAGGUGAAAAAGAGUAAGGAA